This is a messenger RNA of Contarinia nasturtii (swede midge), 5449 nucleotides long. It is a transcript of the gene Cont, whose product is annotated as contactin. The transcript is spliced from 7 exons. The coding region runs from base 238 to 4350 and encodes 1370 amino acids. Lineage: Eukaryota; Metazoa; Arthropoda; Insecta; Diptera; Cecidomyiidae. Gene Ontology annotation, molecular function: protein binding. Gene Ontology annotation, biological process: cell-cell adhesion. The record is from RefSeq and is a predicted model, not a curated record.
GUAUGCGAACUCAAUUCUCCAUUAACUUCGCUGCAUUAUAUUUUUCAUUCAUUUUUUAAGUUGUGUAUUUUUUUUAUUGUUUUAAUCGCACUGAGGCGAUUGCAUUCUGUUCGUUUUUUUCAGUUACAAUUGUUAUCUAAAGCAUUCAAUGAUAAUAAACGUGCGAUAAAUUAACGAAAACGAAAUUUUCCGAAAAAAAAAAUACGAAUGAGGUAAUGAAAUUCAAACAAAACGACGAUGACUAAUACGAUGUUAUUGACAAGAAUUUGUCUACUGCUAUUAGCAUCACAUUGUACAACAGCACAAUUCUCGAUCGAUUCAAAUGAUACAAAAUUAGAGGCUCUCGGUAAGCCAUUGGCACAAUAUAGCAAUGGUAACUAUGGAAAUUAUGGCAAUGGAUACAAUGAUCCCAAUCAUGAUCCAACACGUUCACCAUUCGGUUAUGGUGCAUCGAAUGAAAUAACCGGAAUCAAUACGAAUCCAUUUUAUGAUCCAACGAAUCCAUUGAGUAAUUCCCCCGGUCGCGGUACAUACGAUUCCAAUUUCAAUUCGUUUGGCAGCAAUGUUGGUGGUUCGAAUACAUACAAUGGCUUGGGUGGAACUUACGGUGUUGGUGGUUAUGGUGGAUUAAAUGCUGGCGUCGAUGGUAUUGACGAAAAUAGUUUUUGUCCGGAAUUUUGGAUUGCAUAUCGAAGUUCAUGUUUGCGAUUUAUAAAAUCACCAAAACGUAAUUGGUAUGAUGCAAAGAAAAUUUGUCAAGCGUAUCGCGGUGAUUUGGUGAAUGUGGAGAGUGUAGAAAAACAUUCAUUUAUUUUGAAGCAUUUAAUUGUACAAGAUCAAAAACAAAGUCGAUAUUAUUUAUCGGCAAAACAAGUAGCACCAAAUAGUUGGUCAAACGAUGACGGUUCAUCGCUGGUUAUUGUUGACGAUGGUUUUGCCUACGAAGAGACCGAUUUUGACAUUGAUACACUGCAAGAGAAUUUACAAGACACCAAUCGAUAUUAUAAUCGCUUCGAUCAAAUCAUUCGAAAAGAUCAAAAUUCAUUGUACAGCAUGGAAAAGAAUCGAUUGGUUUAUGGAUAUUCACGUGCCAAAGAUCGUUGGCUAUUCAUUCCGGUCUUUGAAUUCGAACAGCAUUUAUUCAUUUGUGAAUCACAUCAAUUGUACAAUCCAAAUAAUAUAAAUAUUAAACAAGAUGAUCAUCGUGGUUUUGAUUAUGGUAUUGAAAUUACAACUGAAUUCGCAAAAAUUCCGCGUGGUCCAUAUUUUGUGAAUCAACCGAAUGACACAACAUUUGACACGGGCAAGCGAAAAAUUCGCAAUGAUGUAACGUUGAGCUGCUUGGCGGCGGGCUAUCCGACACCGACGUACAGUUGGUACAAAGAAGAAUAUGUCAACGAUAAUCUAACAUUUUAUAAAAUCGAUCCAUUGUCAGACAGCCGGUUCACGAUUAGCGGUGGCAAUUUAAUUAUCUACGAUCCAGAUCAAACACACGAUCAAGGCGUAUACCAUUGUAUAGCCGAAAAUAAAUUUGGUCGCAUUCGUUCUGAAAGUGUUUCACUCAAUUUUGGAUACAUUAUGGAAUUCAAUUUGAAACGUUCGGGCCAAGCGGGCAAAUCUAAUUGGGGACAUGCACUGUUUUGUGAUCCACCACAACAUUACCCCGGUGUUCAGUAUUAUUGGUCUCGUGAUUUCUUCCCGAAUUUCGUGCAAGAAGAUCAACGUGUGUUUGUCAGUCAUGAUGGUGCCUUGUAUUUUUCCGCUUUGGAAGUCAUUGAUCGUGCUAAUUAUUCGUGUACAGUUCAAAGUUUGGUCAGUUCAACCGGACGUAAUGGACCAUAUUUUCCACUUCGUGUGAAUCCACAUCCAAAUUAUCAAGAUUUAAUUUUUGCCAAUUCAUUUCCGAAAGUAUUUCCCGCCUCACCAACAGCCGGCCAAGAGAUUCGAUUGGAAUGUAUGGCAUUCGGUUAUCCAGUGCCAAAAUAUAAUUGGACUCGAAAAGAUGGCGGCUUACCAAGACGUGCCUACCAAAUCAAUUACAAUCGUGUAUUAAUCAUACCGAACGCAACGCUCAACGAUAAUGGCGAAUACGUUUGUUCGACAUUCAACGAUCGCAAAGCAAUACAAAAAUCCAUCGUACUUAAUAUUCAAAUGCAGCCAAACUUUACCAUUCCAUUGCGCGACAAAAUCAAAGAUUUUAAGAGUGAAGUUAGUUUUAUUUGUGAAGCAAAUGCCAUACCAGAUGUUAAUUAUACAUGGUAUAAAAAUGCCGAGCUCAUGGAACGCGAUAAAUUGGACCGUGAUAAGUACACAAUACAAGACAAUGUUCUGACGAUAAAGUUCUUGGAUCCGGAAAAAGAUGAUGGAAUGUAUCAAUGUGCGGCCAAAAAUCAACUGAAAACGGUUUAUUCGUCCGCACAACUGAGGGUCUUAUCGAUGAAACCAUCGUUCCAUAAGCGACCGCUUGAAUCAGAGAUAUAUGCUAUUUACAAUGGGAACACGACAAUUGUUUGUGAUCCUGAAGCGGCGCCCAGGCCGAAAUUUCAAUGGAAAAAAGACGGCAGCAUUAUAGGAACCGGAGGCCAUAGGCGAAUAUUACCAACAGGCACAUUGAUUAUAUCGCCGACAUCUAGAGAUGAUGAGGGUAUGUACAGUUGUGUCGCAUCAAAUGAAUACGGAACUGACGAAUCAAGGGCAAGACUAAUUGUUUUGGAGGAACUUCGUUUCACGCAAUUGCUUCAGCCACAAGUCGUUGCACAAGUACAUGACUAUUUAUACUUCCAUUGCGAUGUGAGCUAUGAUUCUGUUUUGGAUGUUGCAUUCUUAUGGAAACACAAUGGUCAAUUGGUUGUGGAAACAGAGCAAAUUAUCAUCGAACAAAAUACAUUACAAAUCUUUAAUUUAUCAUUGUUGGACGGUGGUGAAUAUGAAUGUGUCGCAAAAUCAUCAGUCAAUGAAAUCUCUUCGAAAUCAAAUGUAGUUGUGCUUGGACCGCCCGGAUCACCAGGUGGUGUGAAAGUGAUUGAUAUUCAUAAAACGAAAGCAUUUUUGGAAUGGCUUGAUGGCACUGAUAAUGGCCGACCAAUUCUCUAUUAUAAUAUCUUGGGUCGUACAAACUGGAAUAAAACAUGGGUUAAUGUGUCACAAGAGGUGCCGGCCAUUCAAAUUGAUCGUUACAAUGGACGAAAACAAGCGGAAAUAAUGAAUUUAACACCUUGGUCGGGCUACGAAUUCAGUGUGUGUGCAGUUAAUGAAUUGGGCAUUGGGGAGCCAAGCGCUCCAUCGCCAUUAUAUAAUACACACAGUGACAAACCAUAUAUACAUCCGGAAAAAGUUGGCGGCGGUGGCGGAAAAAUCGGUGAUUUGACAAUAACAUGGAAACCACUUUUACCACAACAACAAAAUGCGCCAGGAAUUCAUUAUAAAAUCUUUUGGCGUUUGCAUGACACAAUAAACGAUCGAACCGAAAAUGAAUGGGCGACCGAAGUUCUUAAAGAUCGCGGUAAUAUCGAUCGUGCCAUUGUUCCAAUUCCAUCAAAGAUGUAUUACACAAAAUAUGAUGUUAAAGUACAAGCCAUAAAUGACAUUGGAUAUGGACCGGAAAGUCCAUUUGUUACAAUCUAUUCGGCAGAAGAUAUGCCACAAGUUGCACCACAACAACCAGUUGCCGUCGGAUAUAAUUCAACAUGUUUCAAUGUUACAUGGAACCCAAUCAAUCAAACCCGCGAAGCAAUUCGUGGCAAUUUGAUUGGACAUCGUCUAAAGUAUUGGAAACAAGGCCACAAAGAGGAGGAUGCCGUUUAUUAUUUAUCACGUUCGAAACGACCAUGGGCAUUGAUUGUUGGUUUGGAACCAGACACACAUUACUUUGUCAAAGUGAUGGCUUACAAUGCAGCCGGUGAAGGACCUGAGAGUGAACGUUAUUUGGAGCGAACAUAUCGAAAAGCACCACAAAAACCGCCAUCGUCAGUGCAGGUGUAUGGUGUCAAUCCAUCGACGGUACGUGUUGUAUGGCGUUACGUUGGUGUUACUCUAGAAGAAGAACCAAUUGUGGGUUACAAAGUUCGUGUUUGGGAAUCCGAUCAAGAUAUGUCAACCGCAAACGACACUAUUGUUUGGAUUGGAAAUGAUUUGGAAGCAUUUGUUGACACAUUAACACCAGGAAAAGCAUACAAAAUGAGAGUUCUUGCGUUCAGCAACGGUGGUGAUGGCCGUAUGUCAAGUCCAACACUUCAAUUCCAAAUGGGCAAUACAAAUUCACGAAACAUGGCAACGAAUCUCCAUUUAAAUAGUACCAUCAUUUUUGGAAUUCUCACGCUAUUCUAUUUAGUUAGACAGAUUCAGUACUAAGAAAAAAAAUCACAUAUCGCAUAAACUAACGUACAAUUUUUUUUGGUAUGUGCGCCAUUAGACCCAAAAAGAAGCUCAAAAUCGAACCGUUUAAUUAAGAUAAUCUAGGCAAGGCAGUAAGUACCUACCAAAUAUGGAAGCGUAUUUGUGUCCACACUUCAAAAUGUUUCGAUUCCAAAUGCUUAUAUUGAAUCUCGUGGAAUGUAUUCUCAUUAAUGAUAGUGAAUAUAAUCUGCUAAUUCGUUUGUACAAUUUUACUCGAAUGUAACAUGAAGAACAACGUUUUUUCAAAACGAAAAAGAAUUAACAAAAUAAUUAAACAUUGAAUUAAAAAAAAAAAUUAAGUCGAGAAAAUUAGGUUAAAUCAAUAUCUGGUUAAAAAGGGUAUAUUUUCCAUAUAUCGUAUUUUGUUUGUUUAAAUUAAAUUCUACAAAUCUGAAUGUAACUAAAAAAACGGGUUAUCGCACAGUGGCGAUCGUAUUAUGUUCGAAUGGCUAUAUAACAUAUCAUAGCUAGAUUAAUGAACACGACAAAAGAGAAAUAUGCCAUUGAUAAACGUUUUGUAUGCAAAGAAAGUACCAGUACAUGGAAUUGUUAUGCUAUGCAUUUGAGCUUUAUUAAAAUCAAAUAGAAAUGUCAAUAUUGUUCACUAUUUUAAGAAAACAUCUUUUAUAUUUCUAUGUGUACCAAAUGAACUACGAGCCAUGAUUAAUUUUUUUUAAAUUUGUAUCAUUCUCUUUCUUAGAUUCUUGUCUCGAUUUUAUUGUAGCCAAUUUUAUUUAGACAUAUUAAUUUUCAACCGUCCAUGCGCAUUUUUUAAUGAAUUUUUAUUUCUACUUUGCGAGCACAUAUAUUUUUGAAAACAAAUUUAUUUUAAUUUAGCACAAAUUUAUAUAUAUGAAUAUUUAAAAAAAAAAAAUUCUUUUGACAAUUUAUUUGGCUUUUCGUAAAAUGAUACGAUGACAAAGACUUUAGAUUCCAAUCCGUCCAUAGUUUGUAAGUUUAGAGUUUAUAUGGCCUUGAUGUAGACAUCAGAGAAGUCCAAUUGUAUGAAUUGUACGAAUAAUAAAGAAAACACCAGACAAUUUCUUCGUAAUAA